Molecule: messenger RNA, 2058 nt
Organism: Camelina sativa (false flax)
Lineage: Eukaryota; Viridiplantae; Streptophyta; Magnoliopsida; Brassicales; Brassicaceae
Source: RefSeq, a predicted model, not a curated record
UAUACCACUAAUACUAUGACUCACAUUUUCAUAGUAACUCCAGCCUAAAAAAAUCUAAACUGUGUCCAAACAAAAAAAAAAUUAAUAAUGGGUAGUUGUGAGGGUCAAGAAACACAUGUCCUAAUGGUUACACUAGCCUUUCAAGGCCACAUCAAUCCGAUGGUCAAACUCGCCAAACGGCUCUCAUCAUUAUCAAAGAACCUACACAUCACUCUCGCCACUAUGGAGCCAGCCCGUGACCGCCUCUCCUCCGCCGCCGCCGCAGACAAAUCGUCGGUGGACCUUGUGUUCUUCUCCGAUGGUCUGCCUAAAGACGAUCCAAGAGCCCUCGCCACGCUCCUGAAGUCACUCAAUGAAGUCGGAGCCAAGAACUUGUCUAAAAUCAUUGGAGAAAAGAGAUACUCUUGUAUCAUCUCUGGGCCUUUUACUCCAUGGGUUCCAGCUGUUGCGGCUGCUCAUGACAUCCCUUGUGCGAUCCUAUGGAUCCAAGCUUGUGGAGCUUACUCGGUUUAUUACCGUUACUACAUGAAGACGGACUCUUUCCCCGACCUUGAAGAUCUGAAUCAAACAGUGGAGUUACCAGCUUUACCAUCGCUGCAAGUUCGAGAUCUUCCAACGUGUAUCUUUCCUUCUGAUGGUGCUCACUUCAGUCAGCUAAUGGCUGAAUUCGCAGAUUGCUUGAGGUAUGUGAAAUGGGUUUUGGUUAAUUCCUUCUAUGAACUCGAAUCAGAGAUAAUCGAAUCGAUGUCGGAUUUGAAACCUGUAAUCCCAAUUGGUCCUCUUGUUUCUCCAUUUCUGUUGGGAGCUGAUGAGGACGAAACCCUAGAUGGCAAAAACCUAGAUUUGUGGAAAUCUGAUGGUUGUUGUAUGGAGUGGCUUGACAAGCAAGCUAGGUCGUCGGUUGUGUACAUAUCUUUCGGAAGCGUACUCGAAUCAUCGGAGAAUCAGGUCGAGACCAUAGCCAAGGCCCUGAAGAACAGAGAAGUUCGAUUUCUCUGGGUGAUAAGACCAAAGGAGAAAGCCCAAAACGUCCACGUUUUGCAGGAGAUGGUGAAAGAAGGACAAGGCGUCGUUAUUGAUUGGUGUCAACAAGAGAGGAUAUUGAGCCACGAUGCAAUCUCUUGCUUCGUCACGCAUUGUGGAUGGAACUCAACGAUCGAGACGGUAGUGACUGGUGUUCCGGUGGUGGCGUACCCGAGCUGGUCUGAUCAGCCCAUUGACGCGCGCUUGCUGGUUGAUGUGUUUGGAAUCGGAGUAAGGAUGAGGAAUGACGCUGUCGAUGGUGAGCUUAAGGUUGCAGAGGUGGAGAGAUGUAUUGAGGCCGUGACGGAGGGACCAGACGCGGCGGAUAUGAGGAGUAGAGCGGCAGAUCUGAAGCACGCCGCAAGAUUAGCCUUGGCACCUGGUGGAUCGUCGGCUCGGGAUUUAGAAUCGUUCAUUAGUGAUAUCACAAGCACCCCUGACUCUCUGCUUUGAAUCAAUUAGUACCAGUGAUAACCGGAUUUAAGGUAGAGAGGUAGAUAGUACUAGCUAUAGGCACCUCUUUGGCAAUAUAUAAAUGUAUGAUUACACUUAUAUAGUAUGUUUGAGACUUCCGGAAUAACCACUUUCAAGGAUAUAAACUAUAGAUGUGAAAAUCCACGGCGAGAAACUAAAAGAGGGUCGAGAGUUUGUCGAAGAUAGACGAGGCACACAAAAAUGUAAGUAAUGGCUUGAGAUUUGGAAAAGUGAAAACAGGCGUGAGUAUAAUGGCUUGGGGAAGAAGUUUUUACCCAUCUAGAGGGUUCACUACACCAGGGAAACAGUCCCCAAAGGCCAACCUGUUGACCGUGUGGCUAAUCUGUGUAGAGAUAUAAUGAAGUCAAGACCCAUUUGAAACAUGAGCAACUUUCUAAAAAAAAAGAAACUGAAACAAGAAUUCUCUUACAUUUUAGUUGCCUUGCUGGAACAAAUAACAUAUCAUGAAAUUGAAAACCGGAUUGACAUGAGCGAGAGUAAUUGAUGUCUUCUUUCUAGAGUAGAAGGCGGUGGUACUAUGGUUAAACACGACUUAUUAAA